This is a messenger RNA of Homarus americanus (American lobster), 1348 nucleotides long. RefSeq names its product transcription activator MSS11-like. The transcript has 3 exons. The record is from RefSeq and is a predicted model, not a curated record. NCBI's taxonomy places the organism in Eukaryota, Metazoa, Arthropoda, Malacostraca, Decapoda, Nephropidae. The coding region runs from base 197 to 871 and encodes 224 amino acids.
CCCUCCUCCCUUCCCUCCAAUGGGUGGGGACUCCUUCUGUGGGUCAAUGUUCCCUUCGUCAGACACCCGUUGGCCUAUGGGGGUAUGACGCCCAUCAACAACGGGUACCUACGGAUCAAUAGGCGUGGGCACAGGAACGCUUGGCCUCACAUCACCACUACAACGACAAGGCCUGGGGCAGCUGGGCCAAGGAGGCAUGAGCAUCUCCCAGUCAUUCAGCCAAUCUCUGGGCCAAGGAUUCGGUCAGGGAUUUGGCCAGGGUCUAGGCCAGGGAUUGGGCCUUGGACAGGGACAAGGAUUAGGUUUAGGUCAAGGACAAGGAUUAGGGCAAGGUCUAGGGCAAGGAUUAGGUCAAGGGUUAGGGCAAGGAUUAGGAGGAUCAACUUCUCCUCUGCCGUCUGGAUUGUCGAAUAUGGGAGGCUCACCCCCCACCUCCAUGUACCAGCCUCACUACCAAGCGUUCAGCUCACUCAACACGGCGCUGGGUGAAUACGCAGGAUCACCUCUAAACUCCCCAGGACUCCCCAACGGCCUAGGCUCCCCGGCCACACCCCCCAACAGCGGCUCUUCCUCCCCAGCAGCGGCCGCCUCCCACCACCACCACCAGCACCACCACCAACAACAACACCAACAACAACAGCACCAACUAGGUCAACAACAACAACAGCAUCAACAACAACAACAACAACAACAACAACAGCAACAACAGCAGCAGCAGCAACAGCAGGGGCAGGUCAACUGUGGUAUGGGUUCCAUGGGCGUGGGUAUGGGCGGAGGAGUGGGCGGGGAGGACGUGUGGAGAGGUUCCAGCAUCGCCCAGCUCAGGAGGCGAGCUUUUGAGCACUCAGCGACCAUGGCAGCGUUUAGGUAAGGAGUCCGUGGUCCGUGUUUUGGAUUUCCGUGGCCAGUUAGGAGGUCCGUGGCAGUGUUUAAGGCGUCCCUGGCCAGUUAGGAGGUCCGUGACAGUGAUUAAGACGUUCGUGGCCCGUGUUUAGGAUGUCCGUGGCCAGUCAGGACGUCCGUGACAGUGUUUAAGGCGUCCCCGGCCAGUUAGAAGGUCCGUGGCCGUGUUUAAGACGUCCGUGGCCGUGCAAAGGUGUAAGGCGUCCUUGAGCAACGUGUACAGUCACCCACGCCCCCACGUACAGUCACCCACUCUCCAGUUGACACAAGGACAUCUGGUGUCAUAUUUCGUGCCAAGUUGACAGUUCAAGGACGACUCCACAUGACACAGGUUCUGAGUGACACACAUGACACGUACACGUACACCCCCAGCUUAUAUCGCCUGUAGAUUAACUAACCUAACGUAUCACUAAUCUAACUUAACCUAAACUAACAUAAAACAACA